This is a messenger RNA of Etheostoma spectabile (orangethroat darter), 3889 nucleotides long. RefSeq names its product INO80 complex subunit Da (gene ino80da). Lineage: Eukaryota; Metazoa; Chordata; Actinopteri; Perciformes; Percidae. Gene Ontology annotation, cellular component: nucleus. The record is from RefSeq and is a predicted model, not a curated record.
GCUAAAUCUAAUAUAUUGUCUUCUUAUAAAAUUAUCAACAUCAAAAGUGUUACGAUUAUAUUUUCUUUUAAGGAGUAUUUAUUAUUACUUAAUAUAUUAUUAAGUGUGGCUAUUUGUGUGAUAUUUAAUGGACCAGUUUUCUGGAAGCUUGAUGUAUCUUUGUAAAUCAUCUAUUUAAGUUUGUGCGCCAAUUAAAAAAAUGUUAAAAGUAUAAGUAUGUACAAGUGAUGGUACUGGCCUGUUUUGAUGCGCCACGAGUCAACUUUUCUAGUCUCGAGCUUCUGUAUCUGUCUUGCACGUGGUCCAUCAUCAGUGAACAGUGGCAGCAGGGCUGGUAACUCAUUCAUACGGAGGACGGUAGCCGGGGUCCAGGUUGAAUUACACUGUAACAUUUUGCAGGACCCAUCAGUCAAUACACUUUAACCCAGUUGUUUCAAAGUUGAAAAAAAAAGUAAACGGCAAUGUCAUUCACUCAAACGGCAUUUUCUGUUAUAAAGAGAUUAACGUGACACUUCCACACUGUAGGGGCUUUUAACAAAGUUGAAUUUCCAAUAUGGUAGGAGAGGUUGUUGUUGUUGAGAGGAUUGUUGUCAUGUCCUCGCAGUGCCUGUAGUGGUGCUGUGAGGAGUCUGCUGUGGAUCCAACAAAAAUCCUCAGCAGCCUGCCUACUGCUUGUAAUUUGCUCUGGAGAGCUUAUAUUUAAAUGCAUCCUUAUUUCAAGAAAUACCGAGCUCGAUGAAGAUCACUGUUAUUAUCCUGUCUCGAAUAUCGAUGCACAAAUAGCCUAGCUGAUUCUAAGACAUUUCGGCCGUCUAUCUGGAGCGAAUACCUCACACAGCCCAUGCCAAUUCAAGCUGAUGUUGUCAAGAACAAGAGUCACGUGAUGUAUGAAGGCAAACACAUACACUUCUCAGAGGUGGACAAUAAGCCGUUGUGCUCGUACAGCCCAAAGCUCUGCAAGCAGCGCAGACUAAAUGGCUAUGCUUUCUGUAUCCGGCACGUUCUGGAGGAUAAGACAGCCCCCUUCAAGCAAUGUGAAUAUGUGGCCAAGUACAACAGCCAGCGAUGUACCAACCCCAUCCCCAAGUCAGAGGACCGCAGAUACUGUAACAGCCACCUGCAGGUUCUGGGCUUUAUCCCCAAGAAGGAACGGAAAAAGAAACAUGAUGCUUUGGAGGAAAUGCGCUCACGGGCUCACCUGGAGUCAGUGGCUCUCAACAUAACUGUGCCCUCUCUGGCUCUGAAAACUCCCAAUGGUCUAGAUGAACUUCCGCCAUCUCCUCCCUGUACACGCUUGUUACCCCUCCCUGAUGGGGAACUCUUGGACCCUUUUGCCUUUUAUGAGGAUGACACAGAUGGGGAGGAGGUGGGUACUAAUUGGAAAGGCAGCGCCAUCAAAAAGAAAUUACAGAGUCGGCUGGUGCUUAACCAGAAACUUUGCCAUGACACAGACCUCUUCCAGCCACCUCCUGAGCACUUUAGUCCCUCUCCUGCCCCCCGUGUCCUCCCCUCUUCGCCGCUCAACACUCAUCUCCCACGGCAGCAGUCAGGUCUUCACCAGCCACCCCAGCACUCCAGCGUGACUUCCUUCAUCUUUCCAGGACAGCAGCAGGGUUUAUUAUGCAAUCCACCACCACCUCCUCAGACGGUCAACUUUCUGCCUCCAGGGAUGCCCGCUAAUGCAGCACCCAGUCCAGUGCAACCUUCUGGGCCAUCACUCAGCAGGAAAAUGCCUUUCACUGCUACUCACUUGCCUGUCAGUUGCAAGGACAGUGGCAGUAACAAUCAGCGGCACAUGGUUGUCAUGCAUCCCGCUGCCUUCUCACCUUCUGCCAGCUGCAUGGCCAGGUUGCAACAUCUGGUGCAGCUCUGUGCCAAGACACACGAGGAGCAUGGAGACCUCUUUCCUCAUCUAGGACUGGACUGGUCAGAAGACAGUGCUGACGAUGAUGAUGAUGAGGAGGAGGCAGAGACAUUUGUUCCUUUCCAGAACUCUUGGAGACCACAGAAUGGGUUGGAAGAUGACCGCGGUUCCUCGCGGAGAACGCGGCUACUUAGGCUUUGCUCCUAUCUCCAGGAGAAAUACAAGCACAUGUGCAGGCAGGAGAGGGCGAGUAUCCGCCAAAAGAGAUACCGCUAUGCCUUCCGCAAAGCCUUGCUGCACGCUGCCAGUAACAACCCCAACUGUGCUGGGCAGCUGAUCCAGGAGUUGCGUGGUGCCUCUCGAAGCUCCUCAAGUGUGGCUCCAGCAGGGCAGCAGAACACAGAUUCGGGGACCUGCAGUGGCAGCACAAAGGGCCAGGCCUGCAACAACAGGGCUCUGCCCUUCACUCGACACUGCUUUCAGCACAUCCUGUUGAAUCGUUCCCAGCAGCUCUUUGCUAGUUGCACAGCCAGAUUUGCAGAUGGUCAGCAGUGCUCCAUCCCUGUGUUUGAUAUCACGCACCAGACUCCACUCUGUGAAGAGCAUGCCAAAAAAAUGGAUAACUUUCUGCGAGGGGACGGUAACCGGCGAGUGCAGCACCAGCAACAGCGAAAGCCACGUAAAAAGACCAAACCCCCGGCUCUCACCAAAAAACACAAGAAGAAGAGGAGGAGAGGGCCGCGGAGGCCUCAGAAACCCAUCCCUCCAGCGUUGCCACAGGGGAACCUGGGAAUGCCUUCUACAAGCUUAGCAAUGCCCUCACAGGCCAGCAUCAGGAGCCCUUCCACUCCAGACCUGAGUACAGAGGAGCUUCCUGACGAUAUCACCAAUGAAAUGGCAGACAUUCCAAAUGACCUCGAGCUAAACCAGGAGGAUUUCUCCGAUGUGCUACCCAGACUACCUGAUGACCUGCAGGAUUUUGACUUGUUUGAAGGUAAAAAUGGGGAAUUAUUGCCCACCACGGAGGAGGCUGAGGAGCUGGUGCGAGCACUGCAGGCUAUGGGGUCUUACCCAGAUUCUUUGGUGUGCCUGACCUCCAUGGGAGACCUGGCCCCUUCUGAAGGAGUGGACCACCGAGCCAUGACUGGGUUCCCUGGGCCAGUCCAGCCGGGGGGCAUGGGGGACCUGCUUAACAGCCGCAUACCUACAGAGAACUUCACUAGCCUCGAGCUGGAGGAGAACCUACUGCAGUCCACUGGGGGUCACUUCCCCCCCUCACCGCCAUCUCAGCCCGCUAACCAGCCCCAGACAUCAUGCUCCAACCUGACCUCAUCUUCUUCUACCGUAGCCCACUCUACCACCUCCCUGCUCACUCAGACAUCCAUAACAGAGCGGACGUUUUCCCGGGCACACACAUCCCACGUCAUGGCCAAGUCGAAUGUGCCCACAUCAUCACCCCAAGGCAGCCACUACAGCAGUGAGCACGUGCCAUCACCAUACAGUGACCACAUGUCUUCUCCCCAUGCCAGCUCCUUCCAGACAGACACCCCUCUACUGCUGGAAGUCCCUCUCAGUGGGGUACCAGGACCCCCGCGCUCAUCAUGGAACAAUCUCCCUCUCCCCCUCACAGACCCCACACAGUUUGGCAAUCUCAUAGGAUCAGAAAGUCAUCUCAUAUCCACCUCCCUGUCCACGCCCCCGGCCACCACCCACUCUGUGACGAUGCAGCCCAUGGCUGCGCUCUCAGCGAUGCCCCAGAGUGGCAUGACAGGUUUGACGACAUCCCCUUCGCCCUCAUCCUCCCUCCCAUCCUCUUCACACAAUCUUUUGACCUCCACCCAGCCCAAGCAACAGCUCCCACAGUUCAGUGCGGCCUUUGGCCAUCAAUUGGCCUCCCACAGUGGCAUCCCGAAAGACGUGCAGCCCAGCCACAGCUCCACAGCGCCCCCCGCUGGCUUUUCCAUAGUUAGUGCCACUGCUGCAGGUGCCAACAGCGCCACACCACCGUUCACGCAAAGUAAAUGA